Messenger RNA from Penicillium pulvis, 477 nucleotides. Its product is annotated as NUDIX hydrolase. The coding region runs from base 1 to 477 and encodes 158 amino acids. Gene Ontology annotation, molecular function: endopolyphosphatase activity; bis(5'-adenosyl)-hexaphosphatase activity; diphosphoinositol-polyphosphate diphosphatase activity. Gene Ontology annotation, cellular component: cytoplasm; nucleus. The transcript has 2 exons. The record is from RefSeq and is a predicted model, not a curated record. Gene Ontology annotation, biological process: diphosphoinositol polyphosphate metabolic process; adenosine 5'-(hexahydrogen pentaphosphate) catabolic process; diadenosine pentaphosphate catabolic process. Lineage: Eukaryota; Fungi; Ascomycota; Eurotiomycetes; Eurotiales; Aspergillaceae.
AUGGCUCAAAACCGUUCUAUGGAAGCCCGCGUCGGGCGAAAGAACCAACGUUAUGGCUCAAAAGGCGAACGUCUCGUCGCUGGUGUCGUCCCCCUCUCAAAUGACAAGUCUAAAGUCCUCAUGAUUCAGUCCGCCGGACCUGGAGGUUGGGUCCUUCCCAAAGGCGGCUGGGAAACCGAUGAGUCAACGGCAUCACAGGCCGCCUGUCGUGAGGCCUGGGAGGAAGCUGGUGUCAUCUGCACCGUGCAGCGGGAUCUGGGAUUGAUCCCUGACAUGCGACCCAAUGCCCUCCUGACUUCCAAUGCGCCCAAGGCGUCAUACCAAUUCUUUGAGGUCACGGUUGAAAAAGAAGAGGCUGACUGGCCCGAGAGGCACAAGCGCCAACGCAAAUGGGUCACUUAUGCCCAGGCAGCACACGCCCUGGCCAAUCGACCCGAGCUGCUGGAAGCCUUGAACCGCAGCUCUUUACAACGGUAG